Molecule: messenger RNA, 6295 nt
Organism: Vitis riparia (riverbank grape)
Lineage: Eukaryota; Viridiplantae; Streptophyta; Magnoliopsida; Vitales; Vitaceae
Product: homeobox-DDT domain protein RLT2
Exons: 18
Coding region: 766-6075 (1769 amino acids)
Biological process (GO): regulation of transcription by RNA polymerase II
Molecular function (GO): DNA binding
Source: RefSeq, a predicted model, not a curated record
AAAUGUAGAGAGAGAAAAAGAGGAGAGAGAAAGAGGAGGGAGAAACUCACCGCAGACAAUCACACAAACCCUAUUCGUGAAUCAAUCCGUGUUCAAAGCAUCUGACAAUACUAACCCUUUUUGAAAAAAAAAAAUGAUUUUGGCGAAAUUCUUUUUCAACAUUGAAAAAAGAAAAGAAAAAAAAGAAAAAGAAAGUGUGAGAAAGAGAGAGAAAAUGGGAGGAAUUAGAGAGAGAAAGACUGUUCGUUCGUUUCUUCGUUGUUUAAACCCAAAAUUCCAAUCCCUUUUAAUUUUAUUUCUUCGCCUUUUUUUCCCACGAAACAAACACAAACCAAUCUCUCAUAAUAACACUCAUAUUUUUUUAUUUAUUCAUUUAUUUUAUUGUCCUUAUAUUCUCCAAAUCUCACCGCACAUCUUUAUCAUAGAUACAUGGAUGUCGAGAGAGAGAGAAAGAGAGAGAAAGUUGAGAUGAUUUUUUUAGAGAGAGAAAGUGUGAAUUCUCGCAUUUGUAUUCAUUCAUUGCCCUUUCCGUCAAAACCAAAACAUCUAGCAAUAAUUAUCAGAUCCAAGCCCUAAUUCUAAAGAGAGAAACUGGGGAUUUGUUCUUCUGCUCUGAGGUUCUGAUUUCUAGGGUUUGUGUUUCGAGAGAGAAAGUUGGAUUCCGAUUUAGGUUUGAUUCAUGGCUUUUGUGUUUGAAGGGGGAAAAGUGAGGUGAAGUUGGAUUUUUGCUAGGGUUUUUUUGUGGGUCGUGUUGGAUCAUCGACAAUGGAGGGUGGUGCGGAAGAGGAGAAGAAGAAGGCUCCAGAAGGAGAGAACAAGUCGAAGCGGAAGAUGAAGACUGCUUCGCAGUUAGAGAUUCUGGAGAAGACUUAUGCUGUGGAGACGUAUCCAUCGGAGACCUUGAGAGCAGAGCUUUCUGCAAAAUUAGGUCUUUCUGAUCGGCAAUUACAGAUGUGGUUCUGUCACCGGAGGUUGAAAGAUAGGAAGACACCUCCGGUGAAGAGACCACGAAAGGAUUCUCCUGUGAAGGUGACAUCUUCUGCAGCCGGAACUCCGGUUCGGGAAGAAAUGGAAGUGGGCAAUGAGCAUCCCUCAGGGUCGGGUUCGGGGUCAAGCCCAUUUGGUCAUGUAUUGGAGUCACGAAGAGUUGUCCCUCGGCCUGGAACUGCUGUUGCAAGGAUUGGAGCUGAUAUGCCGCCAAUGAAGAGGUACUAUGAGCCACCUCAGUCCAUAUCAGAGCUUCGCGCCAUAGCAUUUGUGGAGGCACAGUUAGGGGAGCCAUUGAGGGAGGAUGGGCCAAUUCUCGGAAUGGAGUUUGAUCCCUUGCCACCGGACGCAUUUGGCGCUCCCAUUGCAGCGACAGUUGGGCAGCAGAAGCAAGGUGUGCGGCCUUAUGAGACCAAACUUUACGAGCGACCUGAUGCUAAACCAAUCAAGGGUGCUGGAAGGGCUGUUCAUGAAUAUCAAUUUCUUCCGGAGCAGCCAAGUGUCAGAACUGACACAUAUGAAAGGGUUGGUUCUCACUACUAUGGUUCACCUGCUGAUGGUCCAAGUGCCAGGGCUUCAUUGUCCACUGGACGCUCAUUCAUGCAUGGGAAUGAACAGGUAGCCUCUGGAUAUGGUUUUCAAGGGCAGAUGCCAAACUUAAAUCUUCUUUCCCAACAGGGUAGGCAGAACCAUGGCUUGUCAUCCACUUCGGGAGAUUAUGACACUGUUCCACGAAAGAAUUCCCUUGGAAGCAUUGGUAUGGAUGCUCAUUUUGGUUCUCAUCCAAUUACUGCGCUGGACAAUCCAUUUAUAUCAUCUGAUCGGAGGGUUACCAAUGAAGAGGAUGUUUUGCGGAUGGAGAGGAAACGCAAGAGUGAAGAGGCAAGGAUAGCAAAGGAAGUUGAAGCUCAUGAAAAAAGAAUUCGAAAAGAGCUUGAGAAACAAGAUAUUUUGAGGCGAAAGAGAGAAGAACAAAUGAGGAAAGAAAUGGAGAGGCAUGACCGUGAAAGGCGGAAGGAAGAAGAAAGGCUUUUGCGUGAAAAGCAGAGAGAAGAGGAGAGAUACCAGAGGGAACAAAGGCGUGAACUUGAACGGAGGGAGAAGUUUUUGCAAAAGGAAUCUAUCAGAGCUGAGAAAAUGAGACAAAAAGAAGAACUCCGCAGGGAAAAGGAGGCUGCAAGGGUUAAAGCUGCUAAUGACCGAGCUAUUGCUCGAAGAAUUGCUAAAGAAUCAAUGGAAUUAAUUGAGGAUGAACGAUUGGAACUCAUGGAAUUGGUGGCUUUAAGCAAGGGGUUGCCUUCAAUACUGUCUCUUGACAGUGAAACUCUUCAAAAUCUUGAGUCAUUUAGGGACAUGUUGACUGCAUUCCCACCCAAGUCUGUGCAAUUGAGAAGGCCUUUCACAAUUCAACCCUGGACUGAUUCUGAGGAGAAUAUAGGAAAUCUUCUUAUGGUUUGGAGAUUUUUAAUUACCUUUUCUGACGUUCUUGGGCUUUGGCCAUUUACUAUGGAUGAGUUUGUUCAAGCUUUUCAUGACUAUGAUCCAAGGUUGUUGGGCGAGAUACAUGUUGCUCUCCUGAGAUCCAUCAUUAAGGAUAUUGAAGAUGUUGUCCGAACACCCUCCAUUGGGCUGGGCGCAAAUCAAAAUAGUGCUGCUAAUCCUGGGGGUGGGCAUCCUCAGAUUGUUGAAGGGGCAUAUGCUUGGGGCUUUGAUAUUCGCAGCUGGCAGCGACACUUAAACCCAUUGACAUGGCCUGAAAUAUUGCGGCAGUUUGCCUUAUCUGCAGGGUUCGGGCCAAAGCUGAAGAAAAGGAAUGUGGAAGAGACAUAUCUCCGAGAUGACAAUGAGGGAAAUGAUUGUGAAGAUAUUAUUACUAAUUUGCGCAGUGGAGCAGCAGCAGAAAAUGCUGUUGCGAUAAUGCAAGAAAGGGGUUUCUCUAAUCCACGUAGAUCUAGGCAUCGCUUGACUCCUGGGACGGUCAAAUUUGCAGCAUUUCAUGUUCUUUCUCUUGAGGGAAGCAAGGGCCUAACAAUAUUAGAAGUUGCUGACAAGAUCCAGAAAUCUGGACUUCGGGACCUUACAACAAGCAAGACACCAGAGGCAUCUAUUGCUGCUGCCCUGUCAAGGGAUGGAAAGCUUUUUGAAAGAACUGCACCAUCAACAUAUUGUGUACGCCCGGCAUAUAGGAAGGACCCCGCUGAUGCUGAUGCAAUACUUUCUGCAGCCAGGGAAAAAAUCCAGAUCUUUAAAAGUGGGUGUUCCGAUGGAGAAGAGGCUGAUGAUGUAGAAAGAGAUGAAGAUUCCGAAAGUGAUGUAGCUGAGGAUCCUGAGGUUGAUGAUUUAGGUGCUGAUCCAAAUUUGAAGAAAGAGGCUCAAAAUUCUUAUGAAGCAGAUGGAUUUCAAAGCAAGUCUGUCUCAGAAAAUGAAAAGGAGACUCUCUUUGCUGAGGCUAUGGAAACAAAAGUUGGCCUUGAGAAUGCUGGUGAGGGUUUGUCUUCAACACAUUCUGAGGGUUUCAAGGAGGUAAUAAGUACUGGUGCUUCUGUUGAUCAAUCCAUCGAUGUUGCUGGCAUAAGCAAUAAGCCAACUAAUCCUGAUCAAGAAGACGCUGAUAUUGAUGAAAGUAACUCUGGGGAACCAUGGGUUCAAGGACUUAUGGAAGGCGAGUAUUCUGAUCUGAGUGUUGAGGAGCGCCUUAAUGCCCUUGUAGCUUUAAUUGGUGUGGCAAUUGAAGGAAACUCAAUUCGCAUUGUUCUCGAGGAACGUUUGGAAGCGGCAAAUGCUCUGAAGAAGCAAAUGUGGGCAGAGGCUCAACUUGAUAAACGGCGCAUGAAAGAAGAGUAUGUCAUGAAGAUGCAUUACCCGUCUUUUAUGGGCAAUAAGACUGAACAGAACGUUACAAUGUCCACAACAGAGGGCAGGCAAAGUCCAAUGGUAGCUGUUGAUGAAAAAAAUAAUGAGCUGUCAAUGAACCCUGUAGUCCAGCCCGAACCUUUUAGUGAUCCACAGAACGACCAAAGUUUUCUUAAUAAUUUGCCCCCUGAGAGGAACCUGCCAAUGCAAGAUUUCUCUGCUGGGCCAGAAAAUAUCCCACUUCAGCUACCUGGAUAUGCUGCAGAAAAGUCACGCUCACAGUUAAAAUCUUAUAUUGGCCACAAGGCAGAAGAGAUGUAUGUAUAUAGGUCAUUGCCUCUUGGUCAGGACCGUAGGCGAAAUCGAUAUUGGCAGUUUAUUACCUCUGCCUCUAGAAAUGAUCCUAACUCUGGCCGGAUCUUCGUUGAGUUACGGAAUGGUUGUUGGAGGCUUAUUGACUCCGAGGAGGGGUUUGAUGCUCUUGUGGCAUCUUUGGACGCAAGAGGGGUUAGGGAAGCCCAUUUGCAAUCAAUGCUGCAAAGGAUUGAAAUAUCCUUCAAGGAAACAGUUAGGAGGAACUUGCAGCUUUCAAGCAUUGGAAGGCAAAGUGGAGGUGCUGUAAAAACAGAAGAUUCUGAAAUGGCUCGCCCCACUGGUUGCAGUGUUGAUAUAGAUAGCCCUAGUAGCACACUGUGUGUUUCAAAUUCUGAUGCAACGGAGCCCUCAGCAUCAUUUUCAAUUGAGCUUGGAAGGAAUGAUGCUGAGAAAUUUGAUGCAUUGAAUAGAUAUCAAGAUUUUGAGAAGUGGAUGUGGAAAGAAUGCAUUAAUCCUUCAACACUAUGUGCCCUGAAGUAUGGGAAGAAAAGGUGCACACAACUUUUGGGAAUUUGUGAUCACUGCCAUGAUUUACACUUUUUUGAAGACAACCACUGUCCUUCUUGCCAUAGGACCUAUAGCCCUUUGGACAGCAACUAUUCUGAACAUGUGUCUCAAUGUGAAGAAAAGCACAAAGUAGACCUUGAAUGGGGCUUUUCAUCGAGUUCAGACUCUUCUCCCCUGAGGAUCAAAUUACUCAAAGCCCAUUUAGCUCUAAUUGAGGUCUCUGUUCUACCUGAAGCUCUUCAACCUGACUGGACAGACACCUACAGGAAGUCUUGGGGUAUGAAGCUGCAUGCCUCUUCAUCAGCUGAAGACCUUAUUCAGAUUCUGACAUUGUUGGAGAGUAACAUAAGGAGGGACUACUUAUCCUCAGACUUUGAGACCACCAAUGAACUGUUGGGUUUGUCUAAUGCAUCAGGAUGUGCUGUUGAUGAUUCUUUGGCAGCUGGAUCAGUUCCUGUACUUCCAUGGAUACCACAAACAACAGCUGCUGUGGCAAUAAGGCUCAUUGAACUUGAUGCAUCCAUUUCUUACAUGCUUCAUCAGAAGUUGGAAUCUCACAAAGAUAAAGGGGCUAAUGACUUUAUAAGAGUUCCGGCUAAAUUUUCUGUUAUGAAGAACAUGCAAGAUGAUGAAUCUGCAGAAGCUCCGAUUGAAGCUGUACAUCUUCGAGAUGAGAAUUGGGUUGAAAUGGGAAGCGGGCAUACCAGCUCAGGCCGUGGGCGAGGAGGUCGACGAGGUCGUGGUCGCACUCGUGGGGGGAGAUCUCAGAGAAGGGUCAUUGGUUCCAGAUCUGAAUCGAGCAAAAGAAGUAGUGCAGCAAACAAUGAAAAACUAGGGCUACUGGGAUGGAAAGGCCGAACACGGGGACGAGGAGGGCGUAGGAGGGGUCGGCGCACUGUCAGAAGUAGGCAGAAACCUGUGAAACAGGUGGUUGAAGACAUCCCUGAAGAGAUCAUAUUCAAACCACCCCCAAGAAACUUGGAUAGGGAGUGGAAUGUAGAAACCCCCACGAGGGAGCCAGUGGAGGAAGCUGAAAAUGUUAGCAGUUCGGAAAGUUCAGAGGAGUAUGACGAUGAUAACGGUCAGGGAACAGGUGAUGAAUGUGAUGAUUUAGGCGUAGAUGAGUAUUCGGGGCCUUUUAAUGGCAAGUCAGAAGAUGUAAUAGAGGAGAGUGAUGAGAUAGGAGAUGGUGAUGAAGAUGAAGAGGAGGAGGAAGAUGAUGAGGGAGACGUAGAUGUGGGAGGAUAUAUAAUUGGGGAUUCGGAUGAAGAGAGAAACGGUUAUGAAGAUGGAGGGCAGACUGGGGUAGGAGAUGAAGGUGGAGGAUAUGCAUCUUCAGAUUACAGUGAGUAGUUAAAAAGAUAUGUUCACAAUCACUUAGUGUAACAAAUAUUUGUUUUCAAGUUAAGAAGAGGGUUUUUCUUUUUCUUUUUUUUGCCCCACUUUCAAAAGGUGCGUCUGCCUCUCCGAGGGGAACCAUGUGUAUUUUAUACGAGGGCUUCCUUUACUGUACUGGGAAUUAAUUCAAAUGAAUGGGUUCUUCAGAUGAUAUUCAAUGUAACGUCUUCCUAAA